CACCCCCCUAAAAACAAGGCAGCUUUUACACUCACUUGAGCAAGAAGCACUGCACCCACCUCUUUCCUACCUCAUUGCUGAUUUCAAGCAAGUGAGGGGACUGCUUCUUGCUGAAAAUGGAGAGCAAAGAAGCCCCUGGGAAAGAAAGCAUGGGAGCCAAGAGGAAGAAUUUGACCUUCUUGAAACACCGGCUGUACAUGCUGGAGAGACGAAAGACAGACACUAUCGUGGAAAGCAGCGUUCCUGUGGACCAUAGUAGCUCUGGCACUUUGAGGAGGAGCCAAUCCGACAGGACAGAAUACAGCCAGAAAUUACAAGAAAAGAUGGCACCACCACAGGCUGGGCCUUCAUCAUCCAUAACUGCACCACAAGAAAGUGAAGAGCAGCUGAACACAAGGAUGAUGGCCAAGAGAGUGAAAAUCAUUGCUGAAUUAAUGCAGACAGAAAAAGACUAUCUCAAUGACCUGGAGCUGUCCAUCAGAGAAGUGGUUCAACCACUGAGAAGCAAAGAGAUUGGUAGGUUUGACGUGGAUGGCUUGUUUAGCAACAUUGAAUCAGUCCAUCAAAUAUCAGCCAAACUGCUGUCUUUGUUGGAAGAAGCCACAGCAGAUGUGCAACCAACCAUGCAAGUAAUUGGGGAAGUGUUCUUGCAGAUUAAAGGCCCACUAGAAGACACAUAUAAAAUAUAUUGCUAUCACCACGACGAGGCACACACCAUGCUGGAAUCCUAUGAAAAGGAUGAAGAACUGAAGCAGCAUUUAAGACACUGUGUACAGUCCUUAAAAAAAAUAUACGAGGAACAAGGAAAACCAAAUUUGAUGGACAUGGGAUCCCUGAUGAUCAAACCUAUACAGCGUGUGAUGAAAUAUCCCUUGUUACUCUGUGAGCUCUUGAAUUCAACUCCUGCUUCCCACCCAGAUUACAAGGCUCUACAAGGUGCCCUUGCUGCUGUGAAAGACAUUAAUGUGAACAUCAAUGAACUAAAAAGGAGGAAAGAUUUAGUGCUGAAGUAUAAGAAGAAUGAUGAAGAUGAAUCUCUUAAAGAGAAGUUUUCCAGGCUGAAUAUUCACUCCAUCAGAAAGAAAUCCAAAAGGGUUACUAGCCAUCUGAAACUUUUGACGAGAGGAGAACGUCAGGUGAGAGACCAAACUUUUAAUAAGGAGGAAAAGCUAUUUAGAUGUUUAGAAAAAACCGUGAAAUUUUGUGUGAAGAAUAUUUCACUUUCUCUACAACAUCUACAAGAUUCCAUGCUUCUAGCUGCACAGAGUAUAAGUGAACUUCAAGAUAUUUUACAUGACAAAAGUGAUGAAGAAAAUGGCUAUUCAGAAAGGCUGAGUAACACUGGAAACCCUUGUAAAAGCUUUGUGGAUCAACUGGACAAACUGGUUUUGAGCCCUCUCUCAGGUCUACAGACCUUAUUUCCAGGCCCACAGAAGCUGAUCCAAAAGCGUUAUGACAAGUUGCUGGAUUACAACAGCUCUCUUCAAAGGUCAGCAGGAGAAGAGCUGGAUCUGGCAAAGAAGGAGUAUGAAGCUCUCAAUGCACAGCUUGUGGAAGAGCUUCAGGUGUUUAACCAGGCAGCCGAGCAGAUUGUGGUGAACUGCCUGCAUUGCUUCAUCACUCUCCUCAGGCAAACGAUGUGCACAGCUCUACAGUUGUAUUCUUCUGUGGUGGUGCUUGUUCCACUGUCUUCCUCAAGUAUCUCUGAAGUACAGAGUCAGGUGAUGGAAGAAGUUCACAAGCUGAAUUUUGUAAAAGAUACCACCACCACCACCACCUUCAUUGAGAGAAAACUCAGCUUUGAAAAGAAGAAACCUGGCCCUUCUCUGCCUGAAUCUCCACGCCAAACAGAAAGCCACAGGUCUAAACUAUUAUCUACAUAUGGUGCAGAAUCACUUUACCAAGCUAAGCGCAAAUGCAAUGCCACACAGGAAUUUGAUAUUGAUUUAUAUGAGGGGGAACUGGUGGCUGUUGUGGAGCAAAAGGACCCCUUUGGAAGUACGAGCAGGUGGCUUGUUGAUACAGGAAUUCUUAAAGGAUAUGUGUAUUCCUCCUUCCUGAAGCUCUACAAUCCAGCCAAGGUGCAGAAGGAUGUUGCAGAGAACAGUUUCUGUGAUGAUGAUUUUGAUAACAUCAGCCUUUUUGUUUCUUCACGGCUUCCCAAUGACAGCAGCACAAGAAACCCAGGACAUAAGAGGAGUGACAGCAGCUCAUCUUCUCACAGCCAAUCUGAAAAGCCUACCAUUAAUGGGACAGGGACAGAUAGUUUUCAUGAUAUGGAUGAUCAACAUACUUUCUAUGCUGUGUAUGCAUUUCAAGCAAGAAGUGAUCAGGAACUGAGUCUUCAAGAGUACCAGCGGGUUCGGAUACUGCAGUUUUCUGACUUGAGUGGCAAUAAAGAAUGGUGGUUAGCAGAAGCCAAAGGACAGAAAGGCUAUGUACCAGCUAAUUAUCUUGGCAAGAUGACAUAUGCUUAGGAACCGAAGAGGUUGUAGAACUAGUUUCUCUGAAAAAAAACCUCAGUCUGGAUAAUAAUCUGUUUCAGUUUACAGCAAGCAAGGUGAACAUGUAAGUGAUUGACAUCAGCCAUGAUAGCUGGAAAGGCAUGUAGAUAUUCCUGAGAACUUCCAUACUCAAAGGGCCAUCACCUUGUCAAAAUCUGAGGCAGAGAACAUUAACAGGAAGCCACUCUGAUGAAUGUCCUGAAGGACUUACUAUUUUAAUACCCCUUCAUUUGCUUUUUUAUGAAGUACUGUACUAAGUCAGGAUUUAGUGCACAAAUACAAAUCACCACUAAGCUUAUACUUUUCUAGGGCUGCUACCUCCAUGGCCUUUAGAAAAUAACUGUAGAGCCCAUGAGAAUUAACCUUGGAAAAGUACAGGUCUAUGGGGAUGCUACAGUUCAUACUGAGCUGGCUCUUCCAUCCUAUCUUUAGCUACUUACACAUUUGUCAGAGCUUUUGCUUUGGGGCUGAAAUAUCAUGUGCCUAACUGUAUCCCAAGUGAGGUUUGUAAUGAAGAUUUACAAAAAGUCAAUGAGGCCAUUUUUGAAUGAUCAGAGAUAGAAAAAUAGGUUUUUCGUGCUUUAAGGAGUCUGGUUUUUUUGUGGUUGGUGACUCAAAAAGACUGUUUUAAAGCUGAAGUUGUGGCAGGUACAAACUCCUUAAUAGGAAAGGAACACUAUGCUAAAAUUGAAAAACCUAAAAGUAGAUUAUAAAUAGGAAUCUUCUGAAAAUUACAUACAUAGCCUAUAACAUGUAAUCUUCCAUGCCAAUGUAAAUAUGCACCAGAUUUGAAUCUCCAGAUAUAUAUUUUUAGUUAGAUAACUGUGCACUAGGUAUGUCUACAUUUGCACUUUAAUGCACAGUAGCCCAUUUUACUGUGCAUUAAAGUGUCACGUAAAAACCAUGCAAAUAUGCUAAUGCACAGUAAAGUAGGCUACUGAGCAUUAAGCAUCACUAAAAAAACAUGUGCUUUUGCUACUGUGCAUUAGGACAGCCUAAUGCACAUUUAUUUAGUACCUCACCUUGGAAUUACUAAAUUUAAUACACAUAAGGAAAAGUACAUUAAUGCACAUGUAGACACGCACUGAAAUCAAAUCUGUUAAAAUAAAAUGAAGCAGUGCCUUUUUUGAAUACCUAUUCCUUAUCCAACCUCUUGGCAGGGAAAAGGUAGAGGUUAUAAUACCCUGAGAAGUGCAUCAGCAUGCCAAGACUCAUGAUACUAUGAGGCAUCUUCCUCAGGCAGUGCCAUCAUUCAUAUUCCUGGAGCAUAUAACCAUAACCAUUAGCUUAAACAAUGAAAAAAGGAAAAGAAUUUAUUUAUUUUGACUGUGCAAUAAUUAGAUUGUUUAGAUUUUUGCAGAAUUUGGGGCCAACUUUUGCGUUACUGAAGUACUUUUAAACUGUUUUUAUCAGUGAAAAUAAUAAAUGCAAAAUGGUAAGGAAAGAUGAAAUUACUAAAGUACAAUCCCAACAGGUUCCUACCUACUGUACAUUGAAGUCAGUGGAAAGAUUCCCACAGUUUACUGUGAUCACUGGAUCAGACCCAUCUAACCAGAAAUGAAUGAUCAUGUAACAUCAUAUUAGCACACCUUAUUAUUUAUUUAGUACUUAUUUAUUAGUAUUACCAUAGCACCUAGCAGACUCAGUCAUAGAGUAGAACCAUUGUGUAAUAGGCAUUGUGCAAACACGAUCAAGACAGUCCUGGCCCCAAAGAAUUUGCAGUCUAAAUAAAAUAUAAACCUUUCCCUGGCAUUUGCUGCACCCUACAUCAUCAUGGACAGUUCCUGAUUGACCAUUGAAAUGACAGUACUAUUAAAACAAAAGAGUUUACUAUAUAUGUAGCUUUAAUAUUUUCUUUGCUAAGAAAAGGAGAAAAAACUCUGGAAUCUGCAUAAAGCAUAGGCGUGGCAGAUCAUGGAGACAAGCUCACAUACUUUGCAUGUGGUUACCUCAUGUGCCAGAGAAGGCUUUAGAAUUCGCUGGCAUGGACAUCCAGAGCUUGACGCUCUAAUUCAGUGGUUUUCAAGCUAUGUUCCAUAGAACCCUGGAGUUCAAUGAUAGGUCAUCAUGAGUCCAUAAAGACAUAGGCAACUGGUAGGGGGUACACAGGGGUGCAUGUGCCCUCCCAUAAUGGGGCCAGUGUCCUCCUCGAUGGCCGACACCAAUGCUGUUGGCAGGGCUGGUGCCCCCCCUGUCAAGGCCAACAGCUUCUGCAGGUGCCCCCCCUAGAUUCAGGAGGCACCAGUUGCUCAUGCAUAAAGAAAUUGGGGGUAAUGGUACAGAAAGCUAGGAGGUGGUGCAUUGCCAUUGUCAGGCUGGGUUGCCCAGCUCCAUGAAGUGAUAUGAAAGGGUUCCAUGACUUCAGAAAGUUUGAAAACCACUGCUCUAACUAGCACAAUUGAAACAAACGAUGGUGGUGUGGUUAUAUUACCUUACCUAACUCUACUUAGCUCAUGCAGGUUCUGUAACAAGUAAAAAACAGAAAAGAACAAAAAACAAAAAAAACCCCCUCAACAACUAUUACCAUCCAAAUUCUAUCUGUUUAGAAUAAGGGUGGUAUUGGAAAAGUUACUGCUUUAGGGUAGAUUGAAAUAUCAACUUGGUGCUGUGCAACCUUCUUAACGAGGGGUGGGCAAAACGGCUGAUCCGGCCAGCAGCCAGACUUCAUUUCCCAGCUGCCUCUGCCCUCUUGGUUGGGACUGGUCUCCAUGGAGGCCCCAGCUGCAGCUGCAUGGGAAAGCUCAAGGCUGGGGUUGCCAUGAAGACCAGCUGCAGCCAUGCUGGCAGCAUGCAUGGCAGAGCAGGGCAGGGGUUGCUCUGGAGCUGCUGGGAUCUUGUGAAGGGCUUAGCUUACUCUGCAGGCAGGGCAGAGCUGCGAUCUGUAGCCUGCACACUGUGGGCAGGGGCGUGAAGCAGGGGAUCACGGCC
This is a messenger RNA of Alligator mississippiensis (American alligator), 5432 nucleotides long. RefSeq names its product Rho guanine nucleotide exchange factor 38 (gene ARHGEF38). The record is from RefSeq and is a predicted model, not a curated record. Gene Ontology annotation, cellular component: cytoplasm. The transcript has 14 exons. NCBI's taxonomy places the organism in Eukaryota, Metazoa, Chordata, Crocodylia, Alligatoridae. Gene Ontology annotation, molecular function: protein binding; guanyl-nucleotide exchange factor activity. Bases 117 to 2477 code for a protein of 786 amino acids.